UCCUGCUGCCGCCGCCGCCGCCGCCGCCUUUGCUGCUGCCGCCGGCCACUAUUCCUCCUCCUCCCGCUCCCAGGAUGAUGAAACGGAGUCUCCGAGAGGUGGAGUGACUUGCCCCUGAUCACACAAAUUAUCUCAUCUCCUUGGACUCCCAGGUCCACCUGCUGCAGCCCACUUCUGGGCCAUGUCUUCCUCCGAUGAAGAAACGCUCAGUGAGCGGUCCUGUCGCAGUGAACGGUCAUGUCGGAGCGAGAGGUCUUACCGGAGUGAGAGAUCAGGGAGUCUGUCUCCCUGUCCCCCAGGGGAUACCUUGCCCUGGAACCUGCCACUGCAUGAGCAGAAAAAGCGGAAAAGCCAGGAUUCAGUGCUGGACCCUGCGGAGCGUGCUGUGGUCAGAGUUGCUGAUGAGCGGGACCGGGUUCAGAAGAAAACGUUCACCAAGUGGGUCAACAAGCACCUGAUGAAGGUCCGCAAGCAUAUCAAUGAUUUAUAUGAGGACCUGCGAGAUGGCCAUAACCUGAUUUCUCUGUUGGAGGUCCUCUCGGGUAUCAAACUGCCCCGAGAGAAGGGCAGGAUGCGUUUCCAUAGGCUGCAAAAUGUGCAGAUUGCCCUGGACUUUCUAAAGCAGCGACAGGUGAAGCUAGUGAAUAUUCGCAAUGAUGACAUCACAGAUGGCAAUCCCAAGCUGACCCUAGGCCUGAUCUGGACCAUUAUUUUGCACUUCCAGAUCUCUGACAUCUAUAUUAGUGGGGAAUCAGGGGACAUGUCAGCGAAGGAGAAGCUACUUUUGUGGACUCAGAAGGUGACAGCUGGUUACACAGGAAUCAAGUGCACCAACUUUUCUUCCUGCUGGAGUGAUGGGAAAAUGUUCAAUGCACUUAUUCAUCGAUAUAGACCUGAUCUGGUAGAUAUGGAGAGGGUACAAAUCCAAAGUAACCGAGAGAAUCUGGAACAGGCUUUUGAAGUGGCAGAAAGACUGGGAGUCACCCGGUUGCUGGAUGCAGAAGAUGUGGAUGUGCCAUCUCCAGAUGAAAAGUCUGUAAUCACUUAUGUGUCUUCAAUUUAUGAUGCCUUCCCUAAAGUCCCUGAGGGUGGAGAAGGGAUCAGUGCUACGGAAGUGGACUCCAGGUGGCAAGAAUACCAGAGCCGAGUGGACUCACUUAUCCCCUGGAUCAAACAGCAUACGAUUCUGAUGUCAGAUAAAUCUUUCCCCCAGAACCCUGUUGAACUAAAGGCACUUUAUAACCAAUAUAUACACUUCAAAGAAACAGAAAUUCUGGCCAAGGAGAGAGAAAAAGGAAGAAUUGAGGAAUUAUAUAAAUUAUUAGAGGUGUGGAUUGAAUUUGGCAGAAUUAAACUGUCUCAAGGUUAUCACCCAAAUGAUGUGGAAGAAGAGUGGGGAAAACUCAUCAUUGAGAUGCUGGAGCGGGAGAAAUCCCUCCGACCAGCUGUAGAGAGGCUAGAAUUGCUGCUACAAAUUGCAAACAAAAUCCAGAAUGGUGCUUUGAACUGUGAAGAAAAACUGACACUAGCUAAAAAUACACUGCAGGCUGAUGCUGCUCACCUGGAAUCAGGACAGCCAGUACAAUGUGAGUCAGAUGUCAUCAUGUACAUUCAGGAGUGUGAAGGUCUCAUCAGGCAGCUGCAGGUGGAUCUCCAGAUCCUACGGGAUGAGAAUUACUACCAGCUAGAAGAGCUGGCCUUUAGGGUCAUGCGCCUACAGGAUGAGCUGGUCACCCUGCGUCUAGAGUGCACAAACCUAUACCGGAAGGGCCAUUUCACUUCACUUGAAUUGGUUCCACCUUCUACUUUAACCACUACUCAUCUGAAAGCAGAACCUUUAACCAAGGCAACCCAUUCUUCUUCUACCUCUUGGUUCCGAAAGCCCAUGACUCGGGCUGAACUUGUGUCUAUCUCCUCCUCUGAAGAUGAAGGCAAUCUCCGAUUUGUGUAUGAACUACUAUCUUGGGUAGAAGAGAUGCAGAUGAAACUGGAGCGGGCAGAAUGGGGCAAUGACCUGCCUAGUGUGGAGUUGCAGCUAGAAACACAGCAGCGUAUCCAUACUAGUGUAGAGGAACUGGGCUCAAGUGUCAAAGAGGCCCGGUUGUAUGAGGGAAAGAUGUCCCAGAAUUUCCAUACCAGCUAUGUUGAAACUCUUGGAAAAUUGGAGACACAAUAUUGUAAAUUGAAGGAGACUUCUAGCUUCCGGAUGAGACACCUUCAGAGCUUGCAUAAAUUUGUCUCCAGAGCUACAGCUGAAUUGAUCUGGUUGAAUGAGAAGGAGGAGGAGGAACUAGCAUAUGACUGGAGUGACAACAAUCCCAAUAUCUCAGCCAAGAAAAAUUACUUCUCUGAGUUAACAAUGGAAUUGGAGGAGAAGCAGGAUGUGUUUCGGUCUCUACAAGAUACAGCAGAACUGCUGUCACUUGAGAACCAUCCAGCUAAGCAGACUGUGGAGGCAUACAGUGCUGCUGUUCAGUCCCAGUUGCAGUGGAUGAGGCAGCUGUGCUUGUGUGUUGAGCAGCAUGUGAAAGAGAAUGCAGCUUACUUUCAGUUCUUCAGUGAUGCUCGAGACCUGGAGUCAUUCUUGAGGAACCUCCAAGAUUCCAUCAAACGAAAAUAUUCCUGUGACCACAACACCAGCUUAUCCCGUCUUGAGGACCUGCUCCAGGACUCCAUGGAUGAAAAGGAGCAGCUUAUACAGUCCAAGAACUCAGUUGCCAGUCUUGUUGGAAGAUCAAAAACCAUUGUUCAGCUAAAGCCACGCAGUCCAGACCAUGUGCUAAAAAGCACCAUUUCUGUGAAGGCCAUUUGUGACUAUCGGCAGAUUGAGAUCACUAUUUGUAAGAAUGAUGAGUGUGUACUUGAAGACAAUUCUCAGCGGACCAAAUGGAAGGUGAUCAGCCCCACCGGGAAUGAGGCCAUGGUGCCCUCAGUCUGCUUCCUCAUCCCCCCACCCAAUAAGGAUGCCAUUGAGAUGGCCAGCAGGGUGGAACAAUCUUAUCAGAAGGUGAUGGCCCUUUGGCACCAGCUACAUGUUAACACCAAAAGCCUUAUCUCCUGGAACUAUCUGCGGAAGGACCUUGAUCUUGUUCAGACCUGGAACCUAGAAAAGCUUCGAUCCUUAGCACCAGGGGAGUGCCACCAGACUAUGAAGAAUCUCCAGGCUCACUAUGAAGACUUUCUGCAGGACAGUCGUGACUCUGCACUCUUCUCAGUGGCUGAUCGCUUACGGUUGGAAGAGGAAGUAGAGGCUUGUAAAACCCAUUUUCAGCACCUGAUGAAGUCCAUGGAAAAUGAGGACAAAGAGGAGACUGCAGCCAAGAUAUACAUUUCAGAGCUGAAGAAUAUUCGGUUACGCCUGGAGGAGUGUGAACAGAGGUUGGUCAAACAAAUUCAGUCUCCAGCCAGCUCUAGAACUGACAGAGAUGCCCGGCAGGACAUUGCAUUAAGGAUUGCAGAGCAGGAGCACACCCAGGAGGAUUUGCAGCAACUGAGAUCUGAUUUGGAUACUCUUUCUAUGAAAUGCAACAGCUUUCUCCACCAGUCUCCAUCUGGUUCAAGUGUCCCAACUCUGCGUUCUGAACUGAAUCUGCUGGUGGAGAAGAUGGACCGUGUCCAUAGUCUCUCUACUGUCUAUUUGAAUAAAUUAAAGACAAUCGAUGUUAUAGUGCGUAGCAUACAGGAUGCUGAACUCCUGGUCAAAGGUUAUGAAAUCAAGCUGAGUCAAGAAGAAGCAGUGCCAGCAGAUCUCGUAGCUCUGGAGUCCCAUCGGUCUACAUUACGGCACUGGCUUAAUGACGUGAAGGACAAAAAUUCAGUGUUCUCAGUCUUGGAUGAAGAAAUCACCAAGGCCAAGGUAGUGGCAGAGCAGCUGAGUCGUCUGACACCAGAGCGAAACCUGGAUUUGGAGCGCUAUCAGGAGAAAGGCUCCCAGCUACAGGAACGUUGGCACCGUGUCAUUGUCCAGUUAGAGACCCGCCAAUCUGAGCUAGAAAGUAUCCAGGAAGUUCUAGGAGAUUACAGAGCAUGCCAUGGAACUCUUAUCAAAUGGAUCGAGAAAACCACUGCCCAGCAGGAAAUGAUGAAGCCAGGCCAGGCGGAAGAUAGCAGAAUGCUGUCGGAGCAGCUCAGCCAGCAAACAGAGCUGUUUGCAGAAAUUGAGAGAAAUCAAACAAAACUGGACCAAUGUCAAAAAUUUUCCCAGCAAUACUCCACUAUUGUAAAGGACUAUGAAUUGCAACUGAUGACUUACAAAGCCUUUGUGGAAUCACAGCAGAAAUCUCCUGGCAAGCGCCGUCGCAUGCUUUCCUCUUCAGAUGCCAUCACACAAGAGUUUAUGGACUUGAGGACUCGGUACACAGCAUUGGUGACCUUAACAACUCAGCAUGUGAAAUACAUCAGUGAUGCACUCCGGCGGUUGGAGGAGGAGGAGAAAGUGGUAGAAGAGGAAAAACAGGAACAUGUGGAGAAAAUUAAAGAUCUUUUGGGCUGGGUUUCUGCCCUGGCAAGGAAUACACAAGCAAAAAUUACCUCAUCCCACACCAAAGAAUCAACAGACAUUGAAAAAGCUAUUUUAGAACAGGAGGUUCUGGCGGAAGAGCUGACAACCAAGAAAGAACAGGUUUCUGAGACCAUUAAAACCUCACAGAUCUUCUUGGCCAAGCAUGGUCAUAAGCUCUCAGAAAAAGAGAAGGAGCAGAUCUCUGAGCAACUGGAUGCCCUGAAUAAGGCUUACCACGACCUUUGUGAUGGUUCAGCAAGCCAGCUUCAGCAGCUCCAGAGCCAGUUGGUCCAGCAGACAGAACAAAAGGGUUGCAGAGCAGUUGCUGGGGUGAUUGAUCUAGGCACAGUGGAGAUAUUUCCCAUCUUCAGAGCCAUGCAAAAGGGCCUCAUUGACCAGGACACAGGCCUUGUACUCCUGGAAUCCCAGGUUGUCAUGUCUGGCCUCGUUGCCCCUGAGACCAGUGAAAAGCUCUCUUUGGAGGAGGGCCUGGCCAGAAACCUCAUUAAUCCCCAGAUGUACCAGCAGCUCCGGGAACUACAGGAAGCACUAUCCUUAAUAAGCAGAUUUACUAAGAGCAAAGGCCCUUUUUCUGUGGUGGAAGCAAUUGAAAAGAGAAUAAUCAGCGAGAGAGUUGGACUGAAAGUUUUAGAAGUACACCUGGCCACUGGAGGUUUCAGUGUCUCCCCAAGUGAGAACUGUAUUAACCUGGAAGAGGCUUUUCAACAAGGCCUCAUUUCUACUUGGCUCCACUCAGUGUUAGAGUCUCACCUAAGAUCAUCCAAAAACUUGAUAGACCCCAACACAGCUGAAAAAAUCAGUUUAUUAGAUCUGAUGCAAAGGUGUAUUGUCCACCAAGAAUCAGGGUUGAAAUUACUGCCCGUCAAGCAAUUGGCAGGGGGAAUGGUGAGCUUGAAAUCAGGUCGGAAAGUUAGUAUUUUCCGUGCAGUUCAGGAAGGGCUAAUAGAUAGGCAGGUCACUGUCCGUUUACUAGAAGCUCAGCUUUUUGCUGGUGGCAUAGUAGAUCCGAGAACAGGACACAGACUUACAGUGGAAGAGGCUGUAAGACAUAAUUUGAUUGAUCAAGAUAUGGCCUGUGCUAUUCUUAUCAGGCAGCUUCAGACAGGCGGCAUCAUCAACACUGUCACAGGACAUAGAAUGACAAUAGAUGAAGCACUGAGCAAUGAUCUGGUAGCUGCUAAGAUCGCCCUUGUGAUUCUGGAAUCCCUCUGGUCAUUCAUGGGUUUUCUGUGGCCUGAAUCUGGGGAGAUCCUCCCAAUUACAGAUGCCCUAAAACAAGGUAUUGUGUCUACUGAACUAGCACAUAAAAUCCUUAGUAACCGACAGCAUAUUAAGGCUCUAUAUCUGCCAGCAACCACAGAGAUUUGGUCCUGGAAGAAAGCAAUAGAAAAGGGUAUCUUGGACAAAGAUCUUGUCAAUAACUUAAAAUCAAUUUGUAUACCAGAUGUGAUGCCCCACAUGCAAUUAGUGGACUCUUCCGAACAAAACAAAUUGAGCACUACUCCUGGAGCAGCAGCUCCACCAUGCAGCAAGGGCCAGUCUGGGGACAUAGCAAGCCAUGAUGAGAAGCUGUUAUUUCAACUGAUGACACACAGCUAUAUUAAUGUGCAGAAUGGACAAAGGCUGCUUCUGUUAGAUCAAGAACUGAUGGAGACUCUGUCAUGCACACAUGAACAUAAAACAGAUCCUCCAGAAGUGUUUGAAAUUGGGUGUCAGAAAGUAGACACUCUUGAGGAUUUGCAAGAAUCAGCUAAUGGGAGCAUCACAGAAACUUGCAGUGAGGGACUCACCGUGAGGCCGUGUGAAUUCCAGUUUUCAUAUCAGGAUGAAGAAUAUCCCAUCCAGGAAGAUUACACUGAAGCAAAAGGCAGAAAGACCACUGUAGGAGCAAAAUGUUCUGCUGUAGAAAACUCUGAAAAGGAUCUGUUUGUAGAACAAAAAGUGAUUAAUGCAAAUAUUGACACUUUGAAGGUCACAAAUAAAGUCAAGUCAGAGUUACAAAGGCAAUUGUUUGGUACGAAAAAUGAAGACCAAACAGAAGUAUCUACCAGAGAAAAUGUCAGCAGAGAACACCUCCUGAUUGUACCUCCUAAGGAAGCAGAAGAUGGGCCCUUGGAGAUUGACAAAGACCUAUGUGUUGAAACACCAGAGGAAGAAUGUCAGGCUCCCAGAAAUACUACCUUUACAUGUCAGAGAGAACAAGCAAAAGCAAAAGCACUUAAGACUGAAUAUAUUCCAAGUGAAACUGGAAGACCUCUCAUAAAGUCUCAAAGCAAAACAUCACAAGUUCAGUUAGAGAAGUCUCUGGGUUUUAAAUCAGAAUUGAAGUUGGAGGAUGAUAUGAAUAUUCAUUCUUUGGAAAAAGAGAAAGUGAUGAAUAAAUCACUUUUGAUUAGGAAUGACCAUGAACAAAACCAAGAAGGAAACAGCAUUGCAGGAAGUAAGAUGAUGAUGUUAGAAAAGACUGAUAGAGAAGAUAAUAGCAGUGCAACUUCCCUGUCACACAGUUCUCCUUCAGAGCUGACUGAAGAAGCUACCUUAAAUAUGUUAUCUGCACAGCUACUAGAUGGUGGUAUCUUUCAUGAAGAAACAGGUCAGAAGCUCUUACUCAAUGAAGCAAUAGCCCAAGGCCUUGUGCCCAGCCACACUGCUCUGAAACUUAUGGGAAAACUGAACAUGUUUCGGGGCUUCUUUGACUCUCAGACCAGUGAGUCUUUGACAACUGAAGAAGUGAUCAAUGAAGGUCUGAUGAAUGAGAAAUUAUUACAUAAUGUUCUCAUGGCAGACAAAGCUAUAAGUGGUGUUUUAGAUCCCCGUACCCACACUCUGUGCUCUGUAAAGGAUGCAGUUGCAGCUGGAAUUCUUGACAAGGAAAUAGCUACCAGGAUUUUAGAGGGUCAGGUGGUGACUGGUGGAAUUGUUGACCUGAAACGGGGAAAGAAAGUUUCGGUAACUUUGGCCUCAAAUCUUGGUCUGGUGGACAGUGCUGACCAGACAGAGCUUAUAAAUUUGGAGAAGGCCUCCAAAGGCAGAGAUGCUAAAAAACUAAUUAGGGAGAAAUUAAUUGGUCUACAAAUGGAAACAAUAGGACUUAUGGACCCUGACAACAAAGCCCCUUUAACAGUUGUGCAGUCCAUUGACCAAGGUGUUUUGAAGAAAGAAGAGGCCAUUCGUUUGUUGACUAAGCAGGUGAUAGAUGGAGGUAUUAUUCACCAUACCUCUGGGAUGAGACUUUCUGUUGAUAAUGCCUUUAAGCAGAGGUUGAUUGAUGAAAAUCUAACCAAGCAACUCAAAAAAGUUGAGAACUUAAACCUGCAUCACUUUUUUCAUCCUCAAACAAAGGAAACUCUUUCCCUCUGUGAAGCUAUAAAAUUAGACCUUAUUACCCCAGACUUGAAAAGGGAAAUUCAAGAAAGUCAGGUCUUUAGUGAAAACCUUGUGGAUCUUAUUUCUGACCAGAGACUGACCAUGGCAGAAGCUAACAAAGAAAGACUGUUAACUGAUAAAGCAGUACUGUCUUCAGGAAUGAUACAUGGGGUUGUCGAUCCUGAGAAUUACAGAAUUGUUCCCUACUCAGAAUUGAUAAAGAAAUGUAAGAUUGAUAUUGAAUCUGGACAGAGAUAUCUAGAUGUAAUUCCCUUCUCAGACAUUAAAGAUGGGGUAAGUGACAAAGUGAUUCCAUUAUCUGAAGCAGUUCAACUUGGAAAAGUAGACUUUGCAUCUACACUGAAGAUUUUAGAAGCUCAGGCAAGUACUGGUGGAAUCAUAGACACAGCCACAGGAAAAAGACUGACAUUGGCAUCAGCUAUGGAACAGAAAUUGGUGGACAAAAACAUGGCCAGAAUUAUUGCAUCUAACCAGGUGUUAAAUGGAGGAAUUGUUGACAUAUUUAAUGAUCAGAGAGUGACUUUGAAGGAAGCUGUUGAGAAAAGAUUUAUCAGCCCUGAACUGGCAACGCUGAUCCAUAUAAAUACUUUCACGUACAGUGAUCACCAGGCUCAUAUGGAAAAGCAAAGUGAAAUUGAAGUAUGUGAAUUACAGAAUGAAUUUAUAAGAAAAGAUAUAUUAAUUUCUUACAAUCAGACUGCUGAAAUGAGUUGUGAUAAAGGAGAAAGCAAGAGUUUCUUGCAAAUUAAAAGUCAGUCGGCACAAGAAAAGGUUAAAAUAAGAGUUUCUGAUGGGGAGCAGGUGAAAAAGAACAAGGAAGUUUCAUUAGAGCAGUUGGAGGGCAAAGAAUACGAUAAGUGGGGAGCUUCUGCAGAUGCUAAAGGGUCUUUCUGUGUCUUGAGUCCUUUUAAUCUUAAAGGUGAAUCCUUAGACCAAGUUUCAGUGACACAUCCCCAGUCAGCAGUUUCUGAUUUUAAACUCAAAGAGGUUGUUAGAAAUAACAUGGGUGAAAAUACACAUGUAGAGCAGGAAAAAGGAGUGACACACAUAGAAAUAAUAACUCCUAUGCAGCACUCUACCUCAGGUCAAGACACAGCAGAAGCAAAAGAAAAUCAAAGGGAAAUGAUUUGGGAAGUACAAGAAUCAAAUUGUGAAGUGUCAGACAGAUUGCUAAGGGAGCAACCACUGAAUAUCGAAGUGAAAAGUGAGAGAGACAAGAGGGAGAUGAUUGUUGAAGAAAGUGUCAGUCCAUGCAGACCAAAAGAUCUUUCUGAAGAAAAGUUGGAUCAGGAAACUACCAUUAGAGAUGAGCAUGACUCCAAUAUAAGGAGUCAGUCUGUGGAAAUGACCAGAAGUAAAUGGGAGAAAGAAUCUGAUAGAGAGAUGGGGUUUUCUGUUAUUUGUAAAACUGAAGACUCUGCUUCCCAAGUAACACCAAAAGGAGUCUCUGUAAGAAAUCAAGAUGCCUUAACAUUCUUCCGCUCUGCACAAGUCAGGGAAGGGGAAGUAAAAAAUGUAAACCUCUGUUUGACUUUAAAACCAGGAGAAAAUUUACAUCAAGAAAUUACUAGUGGGGCCCAGAGUUAUCCGUUCUCUUCUACGACCCCGAGAUCUGAAGGACUGCAUUACCAGGUAUCAGUUGAAAAAGCCCAAGUUACAGAUACACCCCAAAUUUCCAAAACAAAUAAGACCAUCCAAGGAACCACCAGACAGGAGACCAACUAUUUUCAAGAUUCCUAUGUUACUUCAAAGACUACAGAAACCAAAGAUCUGAUUUUCCCAUUUAAAGAAUGUAAAGAAACAUACCAAGAAGUACCUUUUGAUUCAACAAGCGCUCUUAAAUUUGAAGAAAUUACAGUUUCCAAAGUAGAUCCUGAUGUCAGUUAUCUAGAAUCCUCAAAUAGAAAAGAUCUUUAUCAUCAGAACAGCAAAGGUGAUCAUGAGCUUUGUGGAACUCUUAAAUCUAAAAUGGCAACAACUCAGGAAACAAAUGGAGAGAAAUUCUUAGAAAUGACAGACCCUAUUUUUACAGGUCUAGAAGCAGGGUCCCUUGAAGGAAUAGUCAUCCAGGGAUGUCCCACAGUCUUGGUAUCCCUUCUCCCAGAGAAACUACCCAAAGAGGAGUCCCAGAAAGAAAGUAUAGAGCAACAGGAUUCUGUCAGUAGUUCCAACAUUUUGGAGACCAGUGAAGAAACAACAGUAUCUCUAACAUCAUGUUCUACAGUGAAGGUGGAAAUGAUACCACAGGAAAAGCUUAGGGAAGGCCCUGACAGUGAACCGACUCCCUUCAUGGAUAUGCUUCGGGGAAAGGGGAGUGAAAGUGUAAAUCUGGAGCCUCUCAGAGCAACUCAAAAUGUGUUUAACCGGCGACUCUGUUUAGAACAUGAUGAGAAGCUGGUAUCCUAUCUGUCUCUACUACGGGACAUUGAAAUGAGGACUAAACAGAUUCAGCCUUUAGAGCUUAACCUGGUAGAACUGCAGGAUCUGCUGUGUCAGGCCAAGGUAUUAGACAAGGAGCUAAAAGAUCUGUCUGCCUUGGUGAAUCAAGAAUUGGAGUGUGUAAAUCAGAUUAUCAUCAGCCAACCUCAAGAAGUCCCUGCUCAACUGUUGAAGGCUCUAGAGAAAGAUGCCAAGAAUCUUCAAAAGUCUCUCAGCUCUGUGAGUGACACUUGGACUUCCAAACUGCUCCACCUCCAGAAUGCCAUGGAAAUGAAAAAGGCUUCAGUGUUAAAUCAGCACAUACAACUAGAAGGCAAACUUCAGGGUCUGAGAGCUUGGGUUGGUGAAACCAGUCGUACUCUGAACAGCAGGAGAUGUGACAUUAAGACAGAUAUUGACAGCCUGAAUCACUCUCUCCAGGAGUAUGAGGAUUUGAAACAGCCCAUGGCUGAAAGGAAAUCUCAGCUGGAAGCUCUUGCUUUUGAUAUUCAGUUCUUUAUCUCCGAGCAUGCACAGGACUUGUCCCCUCAGCAGAAUCGACAGAUGCUGAGGCUUCUGAAUGAACUGCAGAGGUCCUUCCAGGACCUUGUGGAAUGGACUACAGCGCAGACAGAUGCCUUGCAGGGCCAUCUUCAACAAAUGCAGCAGGAAACCUGGGUUAAGACUCUGCAGAAACAACAAAAUACCUGUCAUCAGAAACUAGAGGAUCUUUGCAGCUGGGUAGAACAGGCAGAAAGGGCACUGGUGAACCACCAGGGCAGAGCCUCCCUGCAAGAUCUUUGUACUUUGCAGAAGAACCAAAGUGAUUUGAAGGAUUUACAGGAUGAUAUUCAGAAUCAUGCCACCUCAUUUACCACUGUUGUCAAAGACAUUGAAGGGUUCCUGGAAGAGAACCAGACCAAACUGAGCCCCCAGGAGUUGACAGCUCUUCGGGGAAAACUUCAUCAGGUGAGGGAGCAAUAUGAAGCUCUCCAGGAACGGACACGGGUGGCCCAGAAGGAGCUGGAGCAAGCAGUGACCUCAGCUGUACAGCAGGAGACCGAAAAGAGUAAAGCAGCAAAAGAACUGGCUGAGAAUAGGAGUAAGAUUGAUGCUCUCUUGGAUUGGAUGACUUCUGUGGGAUCAUCUGGUGGACAGCUACAGACCAGUCUUCCAGGGAUGGAGCAGCUUUCUAGAGCUGGCCCGGCGAAAGGAGCCUUGGAUACCACUGAUGGUUACAUGGGGGUGAACCAAGCCCCAGAGAAAUUGGACAGGCAAUGUGAGAAGAUGAAGGCCCAUCACCAAGAAUUGCUGUCUCAGCAGCAAAAUUUCAUUCUGGCCACCCAGUCAGCUCAGGCCUUCCUGGACCAGCAGGGCCACAAUCUCACACCGGAGGAACAACAGAUACUGCAAAAGAAGUUAGGAGAUCUUAAGGAGCAAUACGUAGCUUCCCUGGCCCAGUCAGAGGCGGAACUGAAGCAAGUACAGACUCUCCGGGAUGAACUGCAGAAAUUCCUGCAGGACCACACAGAGUUUGAAAACUGGUUAGAACGUUCUGAGAAAGAACUGGAGAACAUGCAUAAGGGAAACAACAGCCCUGAAGUCCUGCCCUCCUUGCUAAAGAGGCAGGGAAGCUUCUCAGAGGAUGUCAUUUCCCACAAAGGAGACUUGAGAUUUGUAACUAUCUCAGGACAGAAAGUCUUGGACACAGAAAACAGCUUUGAGGAAGGCAAAGAACCAUCAACAACUAGAAACCUAGUGAAAGAGAAGCUAAAGGAUGCCACAGAAAGAUACACUAUUCUCCACUCAAAGUGUACACGUUUGGGCUCUUACCUCAACAUGUUGCUAGGCCAGUAUCAGCAAUUCCAGAGCAGUGCUGACAGCCUGAAAACCUGGCUGCAGACAUGUGAGGCCAAUGUGGAGAAGCUGCUCUCGGAUACUGUUGCCUCUGACCCUGGAAUCCUGCAACAGCAGCUCACAACAACAAAGCAGCUGCAGGAAGAACUGGCUGAGCACCAAGUACCUGUAGAAAAGCUCCAAAAAGUAGCUCAUGAUCUCAUGGAAAUUGAAGGGGAGCCAGCCCUGGAUCCUAAGCAUGUUCAAGAAACUACAGAUGCCAUACUCAGCCACUUCCAAAGCCUAUUCUGUAGCCUGGCUGAGCGCUCUGCUUUGCUGCAAAAGGCAAUUGCCCAGUCUCAGAGUGUCCAGGAAAGCCUGGAGAGCCUGUUGCAGUCCAUCAGGAAAGUUGAACAGAACCUCGAAGGGGAGCAGGUGUCAUCACUGUCAUCAGGAGUCAUCCAAGAAGCCCUGGCCAAUAAUAUGAAAUUGAAGCAGGACAUUGCUCGACAAAAGAGCAGCUUGGAGGCCACCCGUGAGAUGGUGACCCAAUUCACGGAAACAGCAGAUAGCACCACAGCAGCAGUGCUACAGGGCAAACUGGCAGAGGCAAGCCAGCACUUUGAGCAGCUCCAGCUUCAGCAGCAGGAAAAGGAGAGCACCCUAAAGAAGCUACUGCCCCAAGCAGAGAUGUUCGAACAACUCUCCAACAAACUGCAACAGUUCAUGGAAAACAAAAGUCGGAUGCUGGCCUCUGGGAAUCAACCAGAUCAAGAUAUUGCACAUUUCUCCCAGCAGAUCCAGGAGCUCACUUUGGAAAUGGCAGACCAACAGGAGAACCUGGAUACUCUUGAACACUUGAUCACUGCUCUGGGCUCUUGUGGCUUUGCACUGGACCUGUCCCAAUACCAGGGUAGGCUACAGAACCUCAAAAAGAACUUUGCAGAGCUACAGAAGACAGUUCAAGAAAGAGAGAAAGAUGCAUCAUCUUGCCAGGAGCAGCUGGAUGAGUUCCGAAAACUGAUUAGGACCUUCCAAAAAUGGCUGAAAGAAACUGAAGGGAGUAUUCCAUCUGCCGAGACCUUCAUGAGUGCUAAAGAGCUGGAAAAGCUAAUUGAACACCUGAAGGGUAUCCUCAUUGACUGGGCAAAUAAGGGAACUCUGGUGGAAGAAAUCAAUUGCAAAGGCACUUCUUUAGAAAAUCUCAUCAUGGAGAUCACAGCACCUGAUUCCCAAGCCAAGACAGGUUCCAUACUGCCCUCUGUAGGAAGCUCUGUAGGCAGUGUAAACGGAUACCACACCUGCAAAGAUCUGACGGAGAUACAGUGUGACUUGUCAGAUGUAAACUUGAAGUACGAGAAACUAGGUGGAGUACUUCGGGAACACCAGGAAAGCCUUCAGGCUGUCCUCAGCAGAAUGGAGGAAGUUCAGAAAGAGGCAAACUCAGUGCUGCAGUGGCUGGAAUCAAAAGAGGAGGUCCUGAAAGCCAUGGAUGCCUCUUUGUCUCCAACCAAGACAGAAACAGUGAAGGCACAAGCUGAAUCUAACAAGGCCUUCCUGUCUGAAUUGGAACAGAAUUCUCCAAAAGUCCAAAAAGUGAAGCAAGCUCUAGCUGAAUUACUGAUGACAUAUCCCAACUCACAAGAAGCAGAAAAUUGGAAGAAAAUGCAAGAAGAGCUCAAUUCCCGAUGGGAAAGGGCCACUGAGGUGACUAUGACUCGGCAAAAGCAGCUAGAGGAAUCUGCAAGCCAUCUGGCCUGCUUCCAGGCUGCAGAAUCUCAGCUCCGGCCCUGGCUGAUGGAGAAGGAACUGAUGAUGGGAGUGCUGGGCCCCCUAUCUAUUGACCCCAAUAUGUUGAAUGCACAAAAACAGCAGGUCCAGUUUAUGCUGAAAGAGUUUGAAACACGCAAGCAACAGCAUAAGCAGCUGAACGAGGCAGCUCAGGGCAUACUAAUAGGCCCUGGAGAUGUAUCUCCAUCCACCAACCAAGUACAGAAAGAACUCCAGAGCAUCAAUCAGAAGUGGAUUGAACUGACUGACAAACUCAAUUCCCGUUCCAGCCAAAUUGACCAAGCUAUUGUUAAAAGCACCCAGUACCAAGAACUGCUCCAGGACUUAUCAGAGAAAGUGAAGGCAAUUGGACAGCGACUGAGUGGCCAAUCAGCCAUCAGCACCCAACCUGAGGCUGUAAAGCAGCAAUUAGAGGAGACAAGUGAAAUUCGAUCUGACUUGGAACAAUUAGACAAUGAAAUAAAGGAGGCUCAAACACUGUGUGAUGAACUCUCAGUGCUCAUUGGUGAGCAGUACCUCAAGGAUGAGCUGAAGAAGCGUUUGGAGACAGUUGCUCUGCCACUCCAAGGCUUAGAAGACCUUGCAGCUGAUCGCAUGAACAGACUCCAGUCAGCUCUUGCCAGCACCCAGCAGUUCCAGCAAAUGUUUGAUGAGUUGAAGACCUGGUUAGAUGACAAACAAAGCCAGCAAGCAAAAAGCUGCCCAAUUUCUGCAAAACUGGAGAGGCUACAGUCUCAGCUACAGGAGAAUGAAGAGUUUCAGAAAAGCCUUAAUCAACACAGUGGUUCCUAUGAAGUGAUUGUGGCCGAGGGGGAAUCUCUGCUGCUUUCUGUACCCCCUGGAGAAGAGAAAAGGACUUUACAAAACCAGUUGGUUGAACUCAAAAGCCACUGGGAAGAGCUUAGUAAAAAAACUGCAGACAGACAAUCCAGGCUUAAGGACUGUAUGCAGAAAGCUCAGAAGUAUCAGUGGCAUGUGGAAGACCUUGUGCCAUGGAUAGAAGAUUGUAAAGCCAAGAUGUCUGAAUUAAGGGUCACUCUGGAUUCAGUGCAACUAGAAUCCAGUCUCCUGAGAUCAAAGGCUAUGCUGAAUGAGGUGGAAAAGCGCCGCUCCCUGCUGGAAAUACUGAAUAGUGCUGCUGACAUUCUGAUUAAUUCUUCAGAAACUGAUGAGGAUGGUAUCCGGGAUGAGAAGGCUGAGAUCAACCAGAAGAUGGAUGCCAUUACAGAAGAGCUACAGGUCAAAACUGGGUUGCUCGAAGAAAUGACUCAGAGGCUCAAGGAGUUUCAGGAAAGCUUUAAGAAUAUUGAAAGAAAAGUUGAAGGAGCCAAACAUCAACUUGAAAUCUUUGAUGCACUGGGCUCUCAAGCCUGUAGCAACAAGAACCUAGAGAAGCUAAGAGCUCAACAGGAAGUGCUGCAGGCUCUAGAGUCUCAAGUAGACUAUCUGAGGAACUUCACUCAGGGACUGGUAGAAGAUGCCCCAGAUGGAUCUGAUGCAUCCCAACUUCUUCAUCAAGCUGAGGUCGCCCAGCAAGAGUUCCUAGAAGUGAAACAAAGAGUGAACAGUGGUUGCAUGACAAUGGAAAACAAGCUGGAGGGGAUUGGCCAGUUUCACUGCCGAGUCCGAGAAAUGUUUUCUCAGUUGGCGGACCUGGAUGAUGAGCUAGAUGGCAUGGGUGCUAUCGGCAGAGACACCGAUAGCCUCCAAUCCCAAAUUGAGGAUGUACGACUCUUCCUGAACAAAAUACAGUCCCUCAAGUUUGACAUAGAGGCCUCUGAAGCAGAGUGCCAACAAAUGCUGGAAGAAGAGGGGACUCUGGACUUGUUAGGUCUCAAGAGGGAGCUAGAAGCCCUGAAUAAACAGUGUGGCAAAUUGUCAGAGAGGGGGAAAGCUCGCCAGGAACAGCUGGAGCUAACAUUGGGUCGAGUAGAGGACUUCUAUAGGAAAUUGAAAGUCCUCAAUGAUGCAACCACAGCAGCGGAGGAGGGAGAGGCACUCCAGUGGGUAGUGGGGACUGAAGUAGAUGUCAUCAACCAACAGUUAGCAGACUUUAAAAUGUUUCAGAAAGAACAAGUGGAUCCUCUUCAGAUGAAAUUGCAGCAGGUGAAUGGACUUGGCCAAGGACUGGUUCAGAGUGCAGGAAAAAACUGUGAUGUGCAGGGUUUAGAACAUGACAUGGAAGAGAUCAAUGCUCGAUGGAAUACAUUGAAUAAAAAGGUUGCACAAAGAAUUGCACAACUACAGGAGGCUUUGUUGCAUUGUGGGAAGUUUCAGGAUGCCUUGGAGCCUUUGCUCAGCUGGUUGGCAGACACUGAGGAGCUCAUAGCCAAUCAGAAACCUCCAUCUGCUGAGUAUAAAGUGGUGAAAGCACAGAUCCAAGAACAGAAGUUGCUCCAACGGCUCCUAGAUGACAGAAAGGCCACGGUAGACAUGCUUCAAGCAGAAGGAGGCAGAAUAGCCCAGUCAGCUGAGGUGGCUGAUAGAGAGAAAAUCACCGGGCAGCUGGGGAGUCUAGAGAGUAGAUGGACUGAACUACUCAGCAAGGCAGCCGCCAGGCAAAAACAGCUGGAAGAUAUCCUGGUUCUGGCCAAACAAUUCCAUGAGACAGCUGAGCCUAUUUCUGAUUUCUUAUCUGUCACAGAGAAAAAGCUUGCUAACUCGGAACCUGUUGGCACUCAGACUGCCAAAAUACAGCAGCAGAUCAUUCGGCACAAGGCUCUGGAGGAAGAAAUAGAAAACCAUGCAACAGAUGUGCACCAGGCAGUCAAAAUUGGGCAGUCUCUCUCCUCCCUGACAUGUCCUGCAGAACAGGGUGUGCUAUCAGAAAAGCUAGACUCAUUACAGGCCCAAUACAGUGAGAUUCAAGACCGGUGCUGUCGGAAGGCAGCCCUGCUUGAACAAGCACUAUCCAACGCUAGACUGUUUGGGGAGGAUGAGGUGGAGGUGCUCAACUGGCUGGCUGAGGUUGAGGACAAGCUCAGUUCAGUGUUCGUAAAGGAUUACAGACAGGAUGUCCUGCAGAAGCAGCAUGCUGACCACCUGGCUUUAAAUGAAGAAAUUGUUAAUAGGAAGAAGAAUGUAGAUCAAGCUAUUAAAAAUGGUCAGGCUCUUCUAAAACAAACCACAGGUGAAGAGGUGUUACUAAUCCAGGAGAAACUAGACGGAAUAAAGACCCGCUAUGCAGACAUCACAGUCACUAGCUCCAAGGCCCUUAGAACUUUAGAGCAAGCCCGGCAGCUGGCUACCAAAUUCCAGUCUACAUAUGAGGAACUGACUGGUUGGCUGAGGGAGGUGGAGGAGGAACUGGCAGCCAGUGGAGGACAGUCUCCCACAGGGGAGCAGAUACCCCAGUUUCAGCAAAGACAGAAGGAAUUGAAGAAGGAGGUCAUGGAGCACAGGCUGGUGUUGGACACAGUGAAUGAGGUGAGCCGUGCUCUCCUAGAGCUGGUGCCCUGGAGAGCCAGAGAAGGCCUGGAUAAACUUGUGUCGGAUGCCAAUGAGCAGUACAAACUGAUCAGUGACACUAUUGGACAAAGAGUGGAUGAAAUUGAUGCUGCUAUUCAGAGAUCACAACAGUAUGAGCAAGCUGCUGAUGCAGAACUAGCUUGGGUUGCCGAAACAACACGGAAACUGAUGGCCCUGGGUCCAGUCCGCCUGGAACAGGACCAGACCACAGCCCAACUGCAGGUGCAGAAGGCUUUCUCCAUUGACAUCAUUCGACACAAAGAUUCAAUGGAUGAACUCUUCAGUCACCGCAGUGAAAUCUUUGGCACAUGUGGGGAGGAGCAGAAAGCUGUAUUACAGGAAAAGACGGAGUCUCUAAUACAGCAGUAUGAAGCUAUUAGCCUACUCAAUUCAGAGCGUUAUGCCCGCCUAGAGCGGGCACAGGUCUUAGUGAACCAGUUUUGGGAAACUUAUGAAGAGCUCAACCCUUGGAUUGAGGAAAUUCGGGCACUAAUAGGACAGUUACCUCCUCCAGCUAUUGAUCAUGAGCAGCUCAGGCAACAGCAAGAAGAAAUGAGGCAACUAAGGGAAUCCAUUGCUGAACACAAACCACAUAUUGAUAAGCUACUAAAGAUAGGCCCACAACUAAAGGAAUUAAACCCCGAGGAAGGGAAAAUGGUGGAAGAAAAAUACCAGAAAGCAGAAAACAUGUAUGCCCAAAUAAAAGAGGAGGUGCGCCAACGGGCCUUGGCUCUGGAUGAGGCUGUUUCCCAGUCUGCUCAGAUUACAGAGUUCCAUGAUAAAAUUGAGCCCAUGUUGGAGACUCUGGAGAAUCUUUCCUCUCGCCUGCGUAUGCCACCCCUGAUUCCUGCUGAAGUAGAUAAGAUCAGAGAGUGCAUCAGUGACAAUAAGAGUGCCACCGUGGAGCUAGAAAAACUGCAGCCAUCCUUUGAGGCCCUAAAGCGCCGUGGAGAAGAGCUCAUUGGGCGAUCUCAGGGAGCAGACAAGGAUUUGGCUGCAAAAGAAAUCCAGGACAAACUGGAUCAAAUGGUGUUCUUCUGGGAAGACAUCAAAGCUCGGGCUGAAGAGCGAGAAAUUAAAUUCCUUGAUGUCCUUGAAUUAGCGGAGAAGUUCUGGUAUGACAUGGCAGCUCUCCUGACCACCAUCAAAGACACCCAGGACAUUGUCCAUGACUUGGAAAGCCCAGGCAUUGACCCAUCCAUCAUCAAGCAACAGGUUGAGGCUGCUGAGACUAUUAAGGAGGAGACAGAUGGUCUGCAUGAGGAGCUGGAGUUCAUUCGAAUCCUUGGAGCAGAUUUAAUUUUUGCCUGUGGAGAAACUGAGAAGCCCGAAGUAAAGAAGAGCAUUGAUGAGAUGAAUAAUGCUUGGGAGAACUUAAACAAAACAUGGAAAGAAAGGCUAGAGAAACUUGAGGAUGCCAUGCAAGCUGCUGUGCAGUAUCAGGACACUCUUCAGGCUAUGUACGACUGGCUGGAUAACACUGUGAUCAAACUGUGCACCAUGCCUCCUGUUGGCACUGACCUCAAUACUGUUAAAGAUCAGUUAAAUGAGAUGAAGGAGUUCAAAGUGGAAGUUUACCAACAGCAAAUUGAGAUGGAGAAACUCAAUCACCAGGGUGAAUUGAUGUUAAAGAAAGCUACUGAUGAAACAGACAGAGACAUUAUACGAGAACCACUUACAGAACUCAAACACCUCUGGGAGAAUUUGGGUGAGAAAAUUGCUCAUAGACAGCAUAAGCUGGAAGGUGCUCUCUUGGCCCUUGGCCAGUUCCAGCAUGCCUUAGAGGAACUAAUGAGUUGGCUGACUCACACUGAAGAGUUGCUAGAUGCUCAGAGACCAAUAAGUGGAGACCCCAAAGUCAUUGAAGUUGAGCUUGCAAAGCACCAUGUUCUGAAAAAUGAUGUUUUGGCUCAUCAAGCCACAGUAGAAACAGUCAACAAAGCUGGCAAUGAACUCCUUGAAUCAAGUGCUGGAGAUGAUGCCAGCAGUUUAAGGAGCCGCUUGGAAACCAUGAACCAGUGCUGGGAGUCAGUGCUACAGAAAACAGAGGAGAGGGAGCAGCAGCUGCAGUCAACACUGCAGCAGGCCCAGGGUUUCCACAGUGAGAUUGAAGAUUUCCUUUUGGAACUGACUAGAAUGGAGAGCCAACUUUCUGCAUCUAAACCCACAGGAGGACUUCCUGAAACUGCUAGGGAACAACUUGAUACACAUAUGGAACUCUACUCUCAGCUGAAAGCCAAGGAAGAGACUUACAAUCAGCUACUUGACAAAGGCAGGCUCAUGCUCCUGAGCCGCGAUGACUCUGGUACUGGCUCAAAGACAGAACAGAGCGUAGCUCUCUUGGAACAGAAGUGGCGUAUAGUCAGCAGUAAAAUGGAAGAAAGAAAGUCAAAACUGGAAGAGGCCCUCAACCUGGCAACAGAAUUCCAGAAUUCCCUACAAGAAUUUAUCAACUGGCUCACUCUAGCAGAGCAGAGUUUAAACAUCGCUUCUCCCCCCAGCCUGAUUCUAAACACUGUCCUUUCCCAGAUUGAGGAGCAUAAGGUUUUUGCUAAUGAAGUUAAUGCCCACCGAGACCAGAUCAUUGAGCUGGAUCAAACCGGAAAUCAGUUAAAAUUCCUUAGCCAAAAACAGGAUGUUGUUCUGAUCAAGAAUUUGUUGGUUAGCGUCCAGUCUCGGUGGGAGAAGGUUGUCCAGCGAUCUAUUGAAAGAGGGCGUUCACUAGAUGAUGCCAGGAAGCGGGCAAAACAAUUCCAUGAAGCUUGGAAAAAACUGAUUGAUUGGCUAGAAGAUGCAGAAAGUCACCUGGACUCUGAACUGGAGAUAUCAAAUGACCCAGACAAAAUUAAACUUCAGCUUUCUAAGCAUAAGGAGUUUCAGAAAACUCUUGGUGGCAAACAACCUGUAUAUGAUACAACAAUUAGAACUGGCAGAGCACUGAAAGAGAAGACGUUGCUUGCUGAUGAUACUCAGACACUUGACAACUUGUUGGGAGAAGUCAGAGACAAAUGGGAUACUGUUUGUGGCAAGUCUGUGGAGCGGCAACACAAGUUGGAGGAAGCCCUGCUGUUUUCAGGCCAGUUCAUGGAUGCUUUGCAGGCCUUGGUUGACUGGUUAUACAAAGUGGAGCCACAGCUGGCUGAGGACCAGCCUGUGCAUGGGGACCUUGACCUUGUUAUGAAUCUCAUGGAUGCCCAUAAGGUUUUCCAGAAGGAACUGGGAAAAAGAACAGGAACUGUUCAGGUCUUAAAGCGGUCAGGUAGAGAACUAAUUGAGAAUAGUCGAGAUGACACCACUUGGGUAAAAGGACAACUCCAAGAACUUAGCACUCGCUGGGACACUGUCUGUAAACUCUCUGUUUCCAAGCAAAGCCGACUUGAGCAGGCUUUAAAACAGGCAGAGGAGUUUCGGGACACAGUGCACAUGCUGUUGGAGUGGCUUUCUGAAGCAGAGCAAACACUUCGCUUUCGAGGGGCUCUUCCUGAUGACACAGAGGCCCUGCAAUCUCUCAUUGACACCCAUAAGGAAUUCAUGAAGAAAGUGGAAGAAAAGCGAGUGGAUGUUAAUGCAGCAGUAGCCAUGGGAGAAGUCAUCCUGGCUGUCUGUCAUCCUGAUUGCAUUACCACCAUCAAACACUGGAUCACCAUCAUACGAGCUCGCUUUGAGGAGGUCCUGACAUGGGCUAAGCAGCACCAACAGCGCCUGGAAACAGCCCUGUCAGAACUGGUGGCUAAUGCUGAGCUCCUAGAAGAACUUCUGGCGUGGAUCCAGUGGGCUGAGACCACCCUUAUUCAGCGAGAUCAGGAGCCAGUCCCUCAGAACAUUGACCGAGUUAAAGCCCUUAUUGCUGAGCAUCAGACAUUUAUGGAGGAAAUGACACGCAAACAGCCAGAUGUGGACCGGGUUACCAAGACAUACAAAAGGAAGAAUAUAGAGCCUACCCAUGGUCCUUUCAUCGAGAAAUCCCGCAGUGGUAGUAGGAAAUCCUUAAGUCAGCCCACACCUCCUCCCAUGCCAAUCCUCUCACAAUCUGAAGCAAAAAAUCCACGAAUCAACCAGCUCUCUGCCCGCUGGCAGCAGGUGUGGUUGCUAGCCCUGGAGCGCCAGCGGAAGCUGAAUGAUGCCUUGGAUAGACUAGAGGAGUUGAAGGAAUUUGCCAACUUUGACUUUGAUGUUUGGAGAAAAAAGUAUAUGCGUUGGAUGAAUCACAAAAAAUCUCGGGUAAUGGACUUCUUCCGGCGCAUCGACAAAGACCAGGAUGGGAAGAUAACACGUCAGGAAUUUAUCGAUGGCAUUUUAGCAUCCAAGUUCCCUACGACCAAGUUAGAAAUGACUGCUGUGGCUGACAUUUUUGACCGGGAUGGGGAUGGCUAUAUUGACUACUAUGAAUUUGUGGCUGCUCUUCAUCCCAACAAGGAUGCUUAUCGACCAACAACUGAUGCAGACAAAAUCGAAGAUGAGGUCACAAGACAAGUGGCACAGUGCAAGUGUGCGAAAAGGUUUCAGGUGGAACAGAUCGGAGAGAAUAAAUACCGGUUCUUCCUCGGCAAUCAGUUUGGGGAUUCUCAGCAGUUGCGGCUGGUCCGUAUUCUGCGCAGCACAGUGAUGGUCCGGGUUGGCGGAGGAUGGAUGGCCUUGGAUGAAUUUUUAGUGAAAAAUGAUCCCUGCCGAGUUCACCAUCCUGGGAGUAAAAUAAAGCGCUCUGAUUCCAGCUCUUCGAUUUCCAGUCAGUCUCCCAUAGCACGAGGUAGAACUAACAUCGAACUUAGAGAGAAAUUCAUCCUACCAGAGGGGGCAUCCCAGGGAAUGACUCCUUUCCGAUCACGAGGUCGAAGAUCCAAACCAUCUUCCCGGGCAGCUUCUCCCACCCGCUCCAGCUCAAGUGCUAGUCAAAGCAACCACAGCUGUACAUCCAUGCCCUCUUCUCCAGCCACCCCUGCCAGUGGGACCAAGACUCCACUUCAGUUCUCUCGCUGUUAUGACAAACCUUGGUUGGUAAACAGUAAGGCUGGCACCCCUCUCAGGGACAGCCAUUGUCCUGACCUCCAGCUGCCCAGCCCCGAGGUUAUUCCAUCAACGGGCAGCAAGUUGAAACGACCAACACCAACUUUUCAUUCUAGUCGAACGUCCCUUGCUGGUGAUACCAGCAAUAGUUCUUCCCCAGCUUCCACAGGUGCCAAAACUAAUCGGGCAGACCCUAAGAAGUCAGCCAGCCGCCCUGGGAGUCGGGCUGGGAGUCGAGCUGGAAGCCGUGCCAGCAGCCGGAGAGGAAGUGAUGCCUCUGACUUUGACCUUUUAGAGACGCAGUCUGCUUGUUCAGACACUUCAGAGAGCAGUGCUGCAGGGGGCCAGGGCAACUCCAGAAGAGGGCUAACCAAACCUUCCAAAAUCCCGACCAUGUCUAAGAAGACCAGCACUGCCUCCCCCAGGACUCCUGGUCCCAAGCGAUAACACUGUACAAGCACCCCAUGCCACUGUCCUCUUUGAAUCCUCUCCAUACAUUGGGUGUAUAUUUAUUCCGAAUGGGAGAAGUUAUAUUGUUAAAAGUGUAAAAGAAUAAUUGUGUUAUGAAGCUGCCUUAUUAUUUUUUUCCUUUUGUAAGUUACUAUUUUCAUGUGAAUAUUUAUGUAGAUAAAAUUUGCCUCCUGGUAACCCUGUAAUGGAUGGGGUCCAGAAAUAUUUGAGAAAAACAAUUGAAAAGGUCAAGAUGCAAAUGUGUAUUAAAAAAAAAAAGUCUCUAAUUAGGGUUUCCGCGUGGUGCAGGGGUUGUAAA
Molecule: messenger RNA, 23195 nt
Organism: Sciurus carolinensis (gray squirrel)
Lineage: Eukaryota; Metazoa; Chordata; Mammalia; Rodentia; Sciuridae
Gene: Macf1
Product: microtubule actin crosslinking factor 1
Exons: 103
Coding region: 182-22873 (7563 amino acids)
Biological process (GO): regulation of focal adhesion assembly; wound healing; intermediate filament bundle assembly
Cellular component (GO): cytoplasm; keratin filament; microtubule
Molecular function (GO): structural molecule activity; cadherin binding; calcium ion binding
Source: RefSeq, a predicted model, not a curated record